UUCGACUGCCUGUUCCCUAAAUCCAGUUUCUGAGACAUAGAGCUGACAUCGAUAGCAGUAGCGGAAGCAAGCGACUGCUCUCUAAGCCGCGCAAUCUAUCACUGGGCUCAUUGUUGACGGUUUCUCCCAGCUUGUUUUGCCCGCGGAGGACACGAUACCAUAAUGCCCGGCAAGACCUCGGAGCAGGAAAUCUGCAAUUCAGUCUUGACGUUCGUGACUGACGGCACUUAUCCUUCCUCAGAGAAGGUUAUUGCUGCCGAAUUUCCCGUCUCUGCUUUGGCGACGGAAUUAGAACUGAUCUCCAAAGCCAGGGAACAAGUCGAAGCCGAAAUAACCUCUCUCAGUCGCGAAAAUAACUUCGACGCGGAUGGUUGGAUUUCGCAGGCGAAACAACUGCAUGCAGACAUUGAACGUUCCAGGGUCACUGCCCGAGAGAUUGUGAAGCAACAUGAGAACACCACGCCUUUGCAGUUGAAGGUGGAGGAUGCCGCUGCGAAGGUCGCGCUAAUAGAAACUGAGAUCGCGUUCAAUCAGGCAGUAACCACUGCUCUGGAGGAGGUGCAGGGACUUUGCCGGCAGCUGGAAGAUGGACGGUCAGCGCUGGGAGAUGGCCGAAUCAUGGCCGUCAUCGAUACGCUAGAGGCAGCUGAGCUCGCAAUGAGACAAAAUGACCAUUUUGCGAACACCAACGUUCUACACAUAUUGCUGGAGAAUGUCGCCGGUCUACGGAAGCAGAUUGCCGACGUUAUACAUUCUCAAUGGAAUGAGCAGCUGAAAGUUGACAAACGGGAAGGGAAGCUUGUGGUUCAGAAAGACGGUAAACACCUAGAAGAAACCAUCGCAGCACUACACAGAAUGGAGAUAUUCGCCUCUGCACGAGAUAAGUUCGCAAAGGACAUCGUCAGUGCUAUACUGAAUCCGAUCUUGCUACGUGGUGCUGAGGGUCAAAGCCGUGGGAUCCGGAUCUCUGAAUCUUCUGUUCAAGUCGAGUCGCUUGUAUCCAGGGCCUCGGUUCCCGAAAUUCUGGAUCACAUAGCCAACCUUCUUGGAUUCUUGCGACAGACUGUACCGGCCUCCAUUCUCGACUCGUUUUCGGACUCAGUCAUUCCUUCAUUGUCCCCAAAGUUGAUUAAAUUGUGGCUGUCACCGUCUAUACCCAUUGAUUUGGGAGGGCUUCAGGAAUUCGAGCGUACCCUCGAUGGUGUCCUAAAAUUCACGAAAUCUGUGGAAGACCUCGGCUGGCAUGGUCAUGAGGAGCUUGUCUCUUGGGUGAACCAGGCCCCUCGACUUUGGCUUGCCAAAAGGAGAGUGAACUCCCUGGACCAAGUUCGCAAAGUGCUCGCCGCGAGUCAAGGUACCACAAAGCAGGUGGAAAAGGUUGAAGUGGAGACGAUCUCUGGACAAGACGAUACGCUAUUGGAGAACGCUCCAGCUGACGAUUGGGAUGCCAGCUGGGAUGAUGGUGAUGAGGGUGAUAAUGAAGGCAAGGCCUCCAGGACUCAGGACGGGGAUGAAGAGGAUGUGAGUGCAUGGGGGCUCGAUGACGAUGACACUGAGCAGCAAGACUUGAAAGCUCAAGCAGGUGCUUCUGCUGAAGAUGAUGCCGGAGAUGCUUGGGGUUGGGGAGAUGAUGAUGAGGAAGGACAGACUGUGAGCCAGCCGCCUCCCGAAAAUUCGCAGACUCGCGAGCCUGUCAAUGGCACAAACGCAAGGUCAGCCAGCUCUUCGAGGGAGGUUACUCUGACCGAAAGAUACACUAUCACGGACUUGCCUCAUUCCAUCUUGGACAUUAUCAAACAACAAAUUGCUGAUUCUCAGUCCAUAACUCAACCUGAACAUUCACAUUCGCGUGUUGUGUCAUCUGGAACGGGAUUGCUUGCACUUCCAACCUUGAUCCUCGCCAUGUUCAAAGCCACGGCCUCGUCCUUCUAUGAUCAUAAGUUGAACGCUGGUCAAAUGUAUUUAUAUAACGACACCCAAUAUCUUGCUGGCGAGAUGCGUGCGAUCAUGGAGGAGCACCAUCUCACACGAUUGCAAGCCGACAUUGAAGCGCUGGAGAAAUUUGGUAAACUCGCAUACAGUAAAGAGAUGCAAACCCAGCGUACCAUUGUGACCGACCUGCUCGAUGGCGCACAAGGAUUUGGACAGUGCUCUGAACAGCCGUAUCUAGGCGAAUGUGAAAACGCGGUUGCUGCCGCUGUUGACAGAAUUCGAGGCGUCUAUGCAGAAUGGCAGCCAAUUCUGUCACAUUCAGCCCUCCUUCAGUCGAUAGGGUCGUUGGUCGCGACCGUGGUUAGCAAGAUGGUGAUCGAUAUUGAAGACUUGGGUGACAUCUCAGAGCCUCAGUCCCAGCGGUUGGUAUCGUUCUGCAACCAAGUUUCGAAGCUGGAAGAGCUAUUUAUGCCCGAAGCCAAGGACAAUACCGAACGUGUCCCUAUGACAGCUGUUUACGUGCAAAACUGGCUCAAAUUUCAGUAUCUCAUCAACAUCCUCGAGAGCUCACUGGCUGAUAUCAGGUUUCUCUGGGUUGAGGGAGAACUUAGCCUGGAAUUUUCGUCCGAGGAAGUAGUGGAUUUGAUCGAGGCGCUGUUCGCCGAAUCUGAGUAUCGGCGCAAAGCAAUUGCAGACAUACGUCGGCAAUCAAGGGCUCACUGAAGGCUGGGCUGGGGACAUACAGACG
This is a messenger RNA of Aspergillus saccharolyticus JOP 1030-1, 2680 nucleotides long. RefSeq lists its product as uncharacterized. NCBI's taxonomy places the organism in Eukaryota, Fungi, Ascomycota, Eurotiomycetes, Eurotiales, Aspergillaceae. The transcript has 4 exons. Bases 163 to 2655 code for a protein of 830 amino acids. The record is from RefSeq and is a predicted model, not a curated record. Gene Ontology annotation, biological process: mitotic spindle assembly checkpoint signaling; endoplasmic reticulum to Golgi vesicle-mediated transport. Gene Ontology annotation, cellular component: RZZ complex.